Knipowitschia caucasica is the source of this 387-nucleotide messenger RNA. The record is from the annotation of a GenBank genome assembly. Lineage: Eukaryota; Metazoa; Chordata; Actinopteri; Gobiiformes; Gobiidae.
AUGGAGCAAGACACCGCGGACCAGCAUAGUGGCGCGCCUAAAGCACGACGAAGAGCAAGGUUCUACAUCGAAAAGUCCAUUGAGGAGCGUGAAACGACUGUUGAUUUUCUCAUCGGCAGAGAAAUCACGCUCACGUCGGGACACGGUAACCAUCCCUCAUCAAUCGUCCGCACACGCAGCCUCCCGCCACGACAGCGCAGCCAGCCGUGGAGGCCUCUGUGUAGCCGGAAAGAGGAAAGCGGUGGUGGCAGUGGUGGUGGUGGACAUGACAAAACCGCUUCUCAGCCAGACGUGGAUUCGUGUUGGGACAGGCACGUCUCGUUGAUUUACGGUCCGGUGAAGACGGAGCUUUGGACUGAGCUCCGGGUGCAGCAGGGUGGAAGGUGA